Molecule: messenger RNA, 866 nt
Organism: Priapulus caudatus
Lineage: Eukaryota; Metazoa; Priapulida; Priapulimorpha; Priapulimorphida; Priapulidae
Product: multiple epidermal growth factor-like domains protein 10
Exons: 4
Coding region: 1-765 (254 amino acids)
Cellular component (GO): extracellular region
Molecular function (GO): chitin binding
Source: RefSeq, a predicted model, not a curated record
AUGCCUCAUAUAUGUCUCACAUAUGUCGUGUUCUCUCGCGCAGAAUGUCCCAGCGGUAAAUUCGGUGUGGACUGCGUUGGACUGUGUCACUGCAAGGACGGCGCGCAGUGUGCGAAGGUGACGGGCGACUGUCCGCUUCACGACUGCGCCGCCGGAUGGGGUGGCGCCGGCUGUCAAGCGUUCUCGUGUGUGGGUCGUGAGCAGGACCGCUCCUACGUGGAUCCAUUCGACUGCACUCACUACUACACGUGUACCAGCAACCCUGUGCGGCGUUGCCCCCGCGGUCAGUCGUUCGACGACAGAGGGAAGGUGUGCAACUUCAACUCUCAAGUCGACUGCAGCGACUUCGAGACCCAGGGUCCGGCUUGUGACGAUCCAGCCGUUGCCGGUGCUUACCGGGAGAAGACGCGCUGCAGCCGCUACAGGAUCUGCAUGCCCGACCCGCGGCAGAAGUGUCCGCCCGGGGAGCUGUGGAACGACGACAUGCAGGACUGCGUGUUCGUGUACGACGUGAAGUGCGGCAACCGCAAGGAUCGCGAGGUGAUCGAGCACAACCGAAUCUCGCUCAAGUUCAGCUGCGGAUCGACACCGGACGGAUACUACCUCCACCCGAGCUACUGUACGAUGUACCGUCAGUGCGACCGCGGCCGUGGCUUCCUGCUUCCCUGUCCGACCGGUCUCUACUGGGAAGAAUCCCGGAAGACCUGUGUGAAGCAGGAGGAGGCUUCCUGUCUGAUGUACGACGAGAAUGACGAGCUGUUCUGAUUCGCCACCGGGGGGCGCCGCUGAUGCUGUGGGGGCGAUGUUGCUGAUGCUGAUGUUGGUGCUGCUGCUGCUGCUGAUGUUGGUGCUGAUGCGGAUGUUGA